AUGGGGAACGCCGCGCCGCACCGCCUACCCGACGCAUCCCGAAGAGUCAUCCUCUCCGACGGCAGCGUCGUCACCUACGACUCACCAAUCACCGCCGCGGAGCUCAUGCUGGAGCACCCGCAGCACGUGGUGGUGGAAUUCAAUCCGAUCGCGAGCGGCGGAAAGCCAGCGCCGCUCCCGGCGGAUCAGAAGCUCGAGGUCAGGAAAACCUACCUGAUGCUCCGGAUCAGGAGGGGAAAGCCGAUCCAGCUGUCGUCGGGGGAAGCUCGGCGAUUAAUCCUCGCGAACAGCGCAGCUCUCAAAUCAAACGCCGCGCUGGUGUCGUACACCGGAUUCCUGCCAAUUUUCGCGCGGAUUUGCACCGCGGCGAAGAAUAGGAAGCGAUGGGAUGAGAGGGAGGAGGCGAGAUUGGAUUGGUUUGCGGAGAUAUUGGAGGGGAGGCCGGAGUUUAUGAGGAGGCAGAUGUCGGGGAAGGGGUGGAAGCCGAGUUUGGAUCCGAUUCGAGAGAAAGCGGUGAAGGCGAAAGUUCGACAUUGGAUCACACUGUGA
Molecule: messenger RNA, 549 nt
Organism: Salvia hispanica
Lineage: Eukaryota; Viridiplantae; Streptophyta; Magnoliopsida; Lamiales; Lamiaceae
Source: RefSeq, a predicted model, not a curated record